ACCUUCCCAAAGUUCUGAAUGUACACUUUUUUGUCGAACAAACAAGGUAGACUCACAUAAUUUAUCAUGAGAUAUUAACAUCAAUAACACACUCUCUGGCUCUAAGCAUCCAGUAAGAUACCUAAAAUCUGAGUUUUGCCUAAAAACAUAAGGUAUUUUUUCUGUCAUGUACUGAGUGCAUGAAGAAGGAAUAAUGAUCACAUGAUGGCUGUUGUGAUCCACAUUCAAAACUUUCUGGGCUAGACUCUCUCUCCUAUCUUUAAAUUCUUUCAAUAGGAAUCCUGGAACAAGCUUUAAACAACUGAAUUUACUUUUUGACAAAUUAUAAUAAAGUAAUCAAGUGACAACUUAAUAUACUUACUUCUCCAGGUUUCAGCAAAUGUGGGUGCGAUUCAGGUGUUGGCUGACCAAAUGUUUUUUUUCUCUGUAAUGUAUUUUCAAGAGAAGCAAUCUGAGUGAAUUGACGGCCAAUUUCUACUUUUGCUGCAGAAUGAGAUGUGCUACUAAAGAAUGAAGUUUCUAGAAAAUAAAUUAAAUAAUACACAAGAUUUAAAAUGGCAGACACUUUAUUGGAUAAUUGAUUAGCCAAUGCAUAUAGAUAAUUUAUUUAAAGUUUCACCAUUUCGUAAAAACUUCAUUCGUAAAAAUUUUGUGCUUAACUUCAUCUUGACUCUUGAACCUGAACUGUAACCUCUUAAAAAAUAAAUAACCUCCCUUUGCCGCAACAUGUGAUUGUUUAUUUUCCGUUGGGUUUCUUUCAGGUCCAAAGUGUAAGGCUAAUUCAAUGAACUUUCAACUGAUUCCCGCCAGUCUUUACCUGUAGAGUGAAGUUGAUCUUUGCAGACGUAUUUUUAUCAAUCCGAGCUAGGAUUCAUUUAGUUUUUUACUUUCGAUCUUUAUUUAGUUUUUACUAUAUAAAUUACGAUGUGUGAAAUCACAAUUCCAUCAUCCCCAAGUUGGUAUUUUAGUAAUAUUCUUGCUUGUAAUGACGAAGGAACUGCUUUAGCCUAUGGUGCUAAACAUGAGGUCGUAAUUCUUCGUCAAAUUUCUAAUAAUUUAAAACCAUGCGAUGCUCAACCAAUAUUUAUUCCUAUGGCUCACAAAGACAAAGUCUCAGCAUUAGCUUUUUCACCUUCAAUUAGCGAAAAUUUCAAAGAUCAUUUAGUUUCUUGUAGUGAAGAUGGUACAGUACAUGUAUGGAACUGGCCAUCUCAGUUUCUAAUACUUGCACAUUCAGGACAUCCUGAUAGCCAGAAGUUGAUAGGGGUUGACUGGUCAAGGGCAGAUCCAAACUUGAUUGUAUCUGUAAGUGAAUUUUGUUCAAUUGUUUGUUGGGAUUUACCAAGUAAUACUAUUCGAAGAUUGAGUAUCAACACAAAAAUUUCCCCAGUUUGCAUGUCUUGUUGCCCGCAUAACAAAGAACUGAUUGCAGUUGGUGCCAAAGCGGGCCUAAUUGUUAUUUACAAUAUUAAAGGCGAUGGUUUUGUUACUUUUCGAUUAAGAGCUCAUGAAACUGAUGUUGUUUCUUUAGCUUGGUGUCCAGCACCUAAUAACAUUUUUCAAAAGGAUGGCAGUGAGAAUACUUACCUAUUGGCAUCUGGUGCAAAGGAUCGUAAUAUUUAUUUUUGGCGAGCUGGAACAGAUGGUAGAUAUGAAACAUUUAUACAGUUGCCUCCUACACCUCUUGCUACUACAGGCUACAGGUCCAAAAAUGGCGUUGGUGGACAGGGUAGCCAUUGGAUUUGUGUUAGAUGGCCUGAUGCUAACACACUUGUUUCAAGUUCAUUGUUUGGAGAACUUAUUUGUUAUGAUUUAGAGCAGAUAUCAAAUUCGCCAGUUUCUGAUAAAAAUGUCCCUAAAGACAAAAGAGGCAAAAUUAAAGCAGUAAGAUUAAUCCAUGGCAAUCACUCCAAAGGUCUAUUUAGCAUUGCAAUUCCAUAUGGUCUCAAGAAAGAAGGUGAUGAUCGCAUGGUGUGGACCUAUGCUCUAGAUAAGCGCCUGAUUGCUAGUAAAUUGGACUCUUCCAAAGUAUUGUGCAGCAUGGCGACGAUUGGUGGUAUUGUUUACUGCAUGGCUGUUUGUCCUCUUGAUCCAAACAGGAUAGCCAUUGGUACUGGUGAUAAUAGAAUUUUAGUUUGGAAUAUGAGUAAUGAUUCAUGCGAUAAUAUUAUAUGCCUUUGGAACAAAAUAAACAACAAAGUGAUGGCUGUCGCUUGGCAUCCCACUUUAGAAUCAGUUUUAGCUUUUGGAACUGGAGAAGGAAGGAUUGGCUUAGUCGAUGUGGACAAUACAACAAAGCCUACAACUUUGCUAAGGCUUUAUCAUAGGAAAAGUGUUUAUUCUCUCAUCUGGGGUCCACCAAUUAUUGAUGAAAUAUUCGUCAAAGGUAAAAAAGCUCUUUCCUUAUUUUCGGUUGGAGAUGGAGACAUUUUACAAUAUAAUCCAGACACACCAGACAAAGAUCCUGUUAGUUUGAAUCCACUUUUUAAAGCUUGUGACAGCAUAGCAAAGGUUAGCAAAUCCUUAGGUCGCACUGACUUGGCUUGGAACAGCAGUAGGUCUUUGGCUGCAAUUGGAAAUGACAAUGGGGUUCUAUAUAUUGUGGAUGGAAAAGAUUUGUCGCAUGUUCACACAAUAUUUGCACACAAAAAACUUGUUCAGUGUAUUGUGUGGCACCCAGCUACAGUUACGUCUGAAUCUACUCCUUCACCUUAUGCUUCAUGGCUUGCAUCUGCCUCUGAUAAUAUACAGAUAGUCAAUGUUACUACAGCUGGUGUAGAAGUCGUAGCAUGCUUAAGUACUCACAGUGAAAAAGUUGUCAGUUUGGCAUGGAGUCCUCAUUUCAAUUCCCGCCUUGUUUCUGCUUCCUAUGACUACACAUCACAGGUGUGGGAUGUGGCAUCAGGAAGUGUUUUGGCUUGCUUUGAUGGUCAUCAUAGCGCUGUAAUGUGUUGUCUUCCCAGUAUGCUUCAUCCAGAUUGUGUUAUUACUGGCUCUGCAGAUUCUACUGUUCGAUUGUGGAAUGUCAACAAAUAUAAACUUACAAAAACUAAAACAAAAAAACAGCGUCUCAGUGGUGUUUUGAAGAAAUUUGCUGGUGUUCAAGAAGCUAAAGAUGCUAAAAAUUUGCUUGACCUUAGAGUUCCUCCUACCACCAAUGGAUUUAAAAAUGACCUAAAAGAAGAAGAAGGGCCUCAUAUUACAGCGAGUAUACCGAAUGUGGAUCAGGUUAAUAAGCACAAGAAGAACAAAUCAAUGUUUCCUGUUACUAGUGGUGGAACUUCUCAAGCAAAAUAUCUAAAUGUUUUAUGGUCACGUAUUAGGGGUGAACCGCCUUCAACUCCAGAAGAGAGUGAUUAUGGAUAUCUAGAUUUUUUUGGUGACACUAAUUCUAUACGUCGCCUCCUUAACGUAGAAGGAAAUCAUCAUAAAACUACAGGCAAUGUAGCUUAUACUCGCUAUUUAUCUUUGUGGUCUGGUAAUAUAUCUGAAACAAUAAAGGAUGCUAUCUGGAAGAAGGAACUAAAUGACCAUCUUGUUAGCCUUGCUCCAAUGGUCUCGCACAAAUUGUGGGUUGACUGCUGUAGAAGUUAUGCCACACAGCUUGCUGAAAGUGGAGACAUUUAUAAAGCUGUCAGUUACUUAUUAGCAAUACACCAGGUAGAAGAAGCCAUUGAACUUUUAAUGGAAAGUAAAUAUUUCCGCGAAGCUGUAGUCCUUGCUAAGUCAAGAUUUCCUACUUUUGAUCCAAUUGUAAAAAAGGUGCUAGAUGCUUGGGCUGCUCAUUGUAUUUCUACUGGAAUGCUAAGUCUUGCAGCUCACUGUGUCCUGAGUAAUGGAUCUAACAUUGAGGCAGUAGAAAUACUUUCUCGUAGCAAAGAUAAUGCUUUUAUUUCUCUUGCUGCCGAGAUAGCUAGUAAGUCAGAUGCUCAAGAGAUGGCUGUUAGCCUUGCUCUAAGAGCUAUAAAUGGUUCUCUAGAAAAACUCGAUUUUGAACUGGCAAGGAAAACAUCAUUACAACAUCCCCAACUGAAGGAAGCUGUAUGUUGGAUUGAAAUAUGUUCGCUCAUCACAGUGUGGAAACCACUUUCUUCACCUGAGGCUAUUUCUUGGAUUUGUAGUGAGCCUGACUUAAAGCACUCCAGUAUCUUAGAGAAAGCAUGGAAACUCACCGAGGGUGUUUCAUAUAAUAAAUUGAAUCGAUUCAUGCCUAAUAAACCAACAGAUGAAUCUGAAAACAAGGUUUGGGUUUACAUCAGUGGUCAAUUAAGCUUGGCUGGCUGUAGCGAAGAUGAAAAUAUUUCAUUGAGGCAUGUUGUAUUAGCUGUUUCAGCUGCUUAUAGAUAUCAUGUUCAAAACCCAACCAGCUCAGCACGCAUCUUUUUACAGUUGUGUCCUUGGCUUUCGCCUUCAGGUCCACUUGGUGAUAUAAAAGUUUUUGAAAAAUGUGAUAAAUCUCUUAAAGACAGUCUACACACAUUUUUUGCAAGUUGUGUUGUUUAUUGGCUCGAAGAAUUAAUCAGAAAAUCUGAAAUUAAUUUUAAUGAAUCUACGGUCAUUAACAAGAUUAAUGAUAUGGUUAAAGAGUGUGCAAAACUUGUAUUUCAUAAGAACAUUUUGAACUAUUAUAAGUAUGAUGUUGAGCUCAAGAAACUUGAGAGUUCCAUAGCUGUGAAUAAAUUAAAAUUGUUAAAAUCAAUGAAAUAUUGUAAAGAAAUUGAGGCCAAGCUUCAAGGAGAACCGAAUGCAACGACAAAUUGCUCUAUCUCUUCUGAUACAAGUGGAAGCUUAGAAACUCAAGACUUGGCUGCUAGCAAAUCAUCAGAAGAAACUUCUACUGAAAAAACAGAAGAUGAUGCAGAGAAAUAUAAUAAGUUGAAAUCUCUUAAAUCAAAAUUUGAGGAUGAACGAAUCGAUUCUCCUAAUCCUUUUAUUUUGUAUUGUACAAUGAGGAGUUUUAUGCAAAAAUUAAUGGAUCACAAUGAAAAUAGUCGAGAAACUAUGGAGAUAAUUUCUAAUGAAAUAGUUGGUAAAAGUUUUGAGUGAUAUCUAAAUCCUGUAUACCGGCAGAGUGCAUAGUGCCUUUUUGAUCUCUUCUCUGAAUAACAGAGAUUAAGUUUAAGAUCCUAAUUUAAGUUUGUAUUUUUUUAAAUUUCAAGUGAGAUUUAUUUUUAUAUUUGUACAUCUCUUUAAGAGCUAUUAGUUCCUAUUUCAUUGCCAGUAUUAUGUAAUUUAUUUAAUUACCUUGUUUAUUUUCAGUGUUAGUAUUAGCCCGUUUUUUAACUCAUUACUUACUUAAAUACAUGUAAAUUGGUUACCAAAA
Nezara viridula (southern green stink bug) is the source of this 5323-nucleotide messenger RNA. The record is from the annotation of a GenBank genome assembly. NCBI's taxonomy places the organism in Eukaryota, Metazoa, Arthropoda, Insecta, Hemiptera, Pentatomidae.